GGGUCAGAUGAAUUCCAGUCUGAGUGACGAAGGCAGUGUGUGCAAAUGAGGAGGGGAGUGUGUGUGCAUGUGUGUGAGCGAGGACGAAUCAGGGAGGGUUAGAGAAAGAGAGUGAGGGGUGGACUGUGUAUGUGUGUGUGUGUGUGUGUGUUUGAGAGAGAGAGAGACAGGAGGAUAUUCAGGCAGCAGGAGGAAAAGGGGGAAUAAAGGGAGGAAGGAAAAGUGGGGCAGGAGGAAAAAGACAAGACAAGGGGACCCAGACUGAGACGGAAGAUGGCUGAGCCAGAGCUGAAAUCACGGAGCAGUCGGGAGAGUGUUGCCAAGGCGGCGAGCCAGGAGAAGAUAGCAGCAGCUGGUGCAGACCCCGACCAAGAUGGUCUGCUUGUGGAGCAGCCGGCAUCUCCAUCUACCCCCAUGGUCCCUGCUCCCAUUGCCACAAGCCCCACUGACGGCUCACCUGCCAAGGCGGAGAAGAUUAAGCUCAAACGCAGCAUCACCCUCUUCAAUGGCGUGGGCAUGAUCAUAGGCACCAUCAUCGGCUCGGGCAUUUUCGUCACUCCGACAGGUGUGAUCAAGGAGACGGGCUCAGCCGGGCUCUCCCUGAUCAUCUGGUCUGCUUGCGGAGUGAUCUCAACCAUGGGCGCCCUGUGCUAUGCUGAGCUGGGAACAACCAUCGCCAAGUCAGGGGGAGACUACACUUACAUCUUGGAGGUGUACGGCGAACUGGCGGCCUUUCUGAAACUGUGGGUGGAGAUGCUCAUCAUCCGGCCGUCGUCGCAGUAUGUGGUGUCGCUGGUGUUUGCCACCUACCUUCUGAAACCGCUCUACCCAAACUGCUCGGUGCCCGACAGCGCUGCCAAGCUCAUUGCCUGCCUGUGUCUCACAUCCCUGACAUUUGUAAACUGCAUCAGUGUGAGAGCGGCUACCAAGGUCCAGGACUUGUUCACAGCCUCCAAGUUGUUCGCCCUGAUCAUCAUCAUCCUCUUUGGCUUCAUACAGAUUUCCACAGGUGAUGUGCCGUACCUUACCCCAGAAAAGGCUUUUGAAGGCAGCAAACUGGGGGUCGACAACAUUGUCUUGGCUUUAUACAGUGGCCUAUUCGCUUUCGGAGGCUGGAACUACCUGAAUUACGUGACCGAAGAGAUGAUCAAUCCAGAGAGGAACCUGCCUUUGGCUAUCAUCAUAUCCAUGCCCAUAGUGACUGUGGUGUAUGUCCUGACCAACCUGGCCUACUUCACCACCAUCUCUCCUCAAGUUAUGGUCGAGUCGGAGGCUGUUGCCGUGAGUUUCGGGGAAUACCACCUUGGUGUGAUGUCCUGGCUGAUUCCUGUCUUUGUGGGUCUGUCCUGCUUUGGAGCUGUCAACGGAUCCCUGUUCACCUCAGCACGCUUGUUCUAUGCCGGAGCUCGAGAGGGUCAACUCCCCGCUGCUCUGGGACUGGUUCACACAGACCUUUUCACUCCAGUGCCGUCCCUCAUCUUCACAUGUUUGCUGUCCAUGCUGUACACCAUCUCCCAGGACAUCUUCUCGGUCAUCAACCUCUUCAGCUUCUUCACCUGGCUGUGUGUUGGUAUGGCCAUUGCUGGUUUGAUCUGGCUGCGCUUUACCAAGCCCAACCUCAGAAGGCCCAUUAAGGUGUAUCUGUUCAUCCCUGUGACUUUUGUUCUGGGCUGUGUCUUCAUGAUCGUCGUGUCCUUCUGGGCAGCUCCCUUUGAGUGCCUGGUAGGCAGCAGCAUUAUUCUCACAGGUAUCCCAGCGUACCUGCUGGGCUACAAGUGGAAGAAGCCCCAUGUGAUCAAGAAGAUGCUGGAAAUCUUCACCAUGUUCUGUCAGAAGAUCUUCAUGUCUGUUCCCGAGGACAGGGGGCAACAUGAGGCGGCGGAGUAAUCCUGGACUCAAGAUAAAACAAGAUGAAGGACUGAGUCAAAAAUAUUUUUGUGCGAUCAUUCUUGACGUGUUCAACGAAUGAAUAAACAUUCAUGCACUUGUGAUUCGGCUACAGCAGUUUUUUAAAUUUCUUUUUAAUUGUACCUGCCAGGUAACUGUGAAACACAUUGGUAUGUACAAGAGUUUUGUUUUUUUUCAUGUAUGCCCUUGACAUAUUUUUUAUUAACAGGACAGAGUGUUUUUAAAAUCACAAAAUGGAAUCAAAGUCUAAUCUCAUAGUCAGGAAAUGUAAACAUGUUACCCUGCUUUUAUUCAAAGUCUGUUUCACAAUAACAUCUCCUUUAAUGCUAGAAUAUGCCUUCAUGUUGCAUGUUAGUUAGUUAACGGAGAGUCAUGCACUGAUCUUAACGUGAGUAACUGUCGCAGGCGCAUAUUGUUUGCAGUCAUAAUGAAAACACGGCAUCAGAAGCUCCAAACACUCCAGUGGCCUAAAACAACAAGUUCAUUCUUUGCCUAAAAUUAGUAGUUAAAUGAGAAAAAUACUUUUUGUAAACUUUCUUUAUUUUUUCUAAACACUAACAACCAAACCAACACAUAGAUUAUAAUAGUUUACAGUUUUAAAGAGUAUGAAAGCAGUGAGUCAAAACCAACUAACACUCUGUUGUGUGGUUAAUGAUGCAUUGAGUUUAAAAGACCUAGUAUGAGAAACAAUCAGUGUAUGAAUAGGGUCAGGUUUCGAAAAGGAAGUUGACUCGCAUGAAUUUGAUUACAUCACACACAUAAGCUACUAAUAUUUAUGUUGAAUAAAUAUUAAUUUCUAUAUUUGUAUUUUUUGUAUUCAUCUGUAAAAUGAUCCCACAGCGCUAUCUUAAAGCACAAGAAAAACAAAACAGUGGCUGUGAAGUUCCCUUAUGAUGUUCUGCUGUGAAGCAGGUCUGUUUCCUGUAUCGUUUCCCUUCCAGUGUCAGUGCUUCAUGUGUGAUGAUAUCUGAUGAGACGACUGUGGGAACCAGCACCUGGUUGUGAGGUAUAACUAUGAGAAACUGAAGAUCUGUAUAGAUGUCAUUUUAGUGGCUGUAUUUAGGAAACUCCAUUGUAGUGUUAAAUGUUUUGCAUCUAUUAUCUAUUAUCUGUGCCAGCCGUGGCACUGCUGAUGUUUCAUAUUGUUUAUUCUUUUUAUUGUCACUGUAAGACCAAAAUGAAUGUUGCUAAAUGUUUUUGGUUGUUGUUGUUUUCAUAGGACUUUGCCUAUAAAAGCCUACUUUUCAACUAAA
Messenger RNA from Scophthalmus maximus (turbot), 3161 nucleotides. RefSeq names its product large neutral amino acids transporter small subunit 1. The record is from RefSeq and is a predicted model, not a curated record. Bases 274 to 1887 code for a protein of 537 amino acids. Gene Ontology annotation, biological process: amino acid transmembrane transport; neutral amino acid transport. Gene Ontology annotation, cellular component: membrane. Gene Ontology annotation, molecular function: L-amino acid transmembrane transporter activity; neutral L-amino acid transmembrane transporter activity. NCBI's taxonomy places the organism in Eukaryota, Metazoa, Chordata, Actinopteri, Pleuronectiformes, Scophthalmidae. The transcript is spliced from 11 exons.